Pogona vitticeps (central bearded dragon) is the source of this 1619-nucleotide messenger RNA. NCBI's taxonomy places the organism in Eukaryota, Metazoa, Chordata, Lepidosauria, Squamata, Agamidae. The record is from RefSeq and is a predicted model, not a curated record.
CCUGCAGUCUUUAGAUGGAGGCUUUAUGAUCCUGAAGCUAACCCCAAAGGUAAAACCUGCUCUUUGGAAAACCACAGAUGUUCAGAAAAGAGGGGUGCCAGAGCAAUGCUUCAUAAAUUACUUGUACGCAGGAACCAGUAGUCAAGAUCGAGCAAUGACUGUCACUGCAGAAAAAGGUCUCACAACUGAUCAAGCUCUUAUUUAUAAUGAGGGGAGCAAGCAAGCUGCCCAAGCUCCUGGAAGUGAAAGUCAAGUCAAAUUUUGUAUAAACGGUAAUUUGUCAUCAGAUAACCUGAAAGCAAGGAAAGACACUCUUCUCAAAGGUUAUAUAACUAAGAAAGAAGAAUCCAAAAAGAGUUUUAUUCAUUAUAAGGACAUGGAUUUGAAAAAGAAAGCCUAUAUACCUUUGUGCAUUGAAGAUGAAAUAGAAAAACCAGAUGCCAAAGUAAUCAUAGCUGGCUGCCCUAAAAAGUCCCACAUUACAGUGAAAAUGAGUGAAUCAUUUCCUGUUCUUCAUCACAAUGAAGAAUACAUGGAGAAGUAUGUUUUGAACCGAUGGCUUGCUUUAUAUGGAAAUAAAGCAUUUUAUGAUAUAAAUAAGAGGGGUGAAGUAUGUACACAUUUAAAUCCUGUUCUACAAAAUAAUUAUGAUGAAACAAUUGCAAUAAUAGAAAAUAGAAAAAGCCCUCCUUCUAAAGUAACUGCAAAGAAGAAGAAGAAGCCCAAUUUUUCUGGGAAACCAAAACACAUCACCAUUCGGAUUUUAUCUGUGGAGAAGGCACCAUGUUAUGUUCCUUUAAGUUCUCAGAAAACAGCACCAUUUCUUCAGAAAACUCAUAGACGUAUAACUAGAACUGUUAGCAGACACAAUAUAGUAGGGAGGCACAUUCAACAGAAAAAACCUGAAAGUAACAAGGACAUUCUUAUGGUACAUGGAGUGAAUCCUCAGAGUAAUAAAUACCCACAUAUUGCAUCUAGUGUUUUGGUUUCCAGAGUAAAGUCCCAGCUUCCAAUAUUUUUGGACAAACAAUUUACUUCAGUUGAAGAACUCCGCCAGAAAGGCAGAAUGAUAUUUGUGGACUACAUUCCUAUUUCAAAGCCAAUUCCAAUUCACCCCUCUGGAGAGGAACUCUUGGAUCAAGCUUCCAAUUCAGCAAUAGUAGGUGACUGCACUAAACUCAGACCAAUGGAAAUAAGCCAGUCUGAGAUGUAUCAUCAGAAUACCUUUGAGCAGAAACAGGUGGAUGAAAGGAAGUCAGGUGACAUAGAUUUAACAGCACAAGAGCACCUGUCUUCAGUCCAGAAAAGCAGUGAGAGGUCAAGCAGAUCAACACCAUCAUUGUCCCUGAGGGGCUUUGAAGCAGAAGAAAAUAAUAGCCCGGGGGCUCAGAAAUCGGGAACUUUGGUCAAACAUUCAGAAGAGAAACACAUUGCGUCGACUCAUUGUCCAGUUAUAAGCAUACCAACAGCACAGUUCGAGACCUCUGAACUCCACAGACAUCAGAAUGUGCAAGAGUUUAAUGAUAUUUGAAGGAGGUAGUGGAAAUGAAUCUGCCUCUUAAAUGACUGUAGUUGUGUGGUUUUCUUUCAGCACGGCUAAUAAAUCUGUAUGAGACGUG